AUGGCAAAGUCGAAGACGUCACGUGCCACGUAUGACUUUGGCGGUCCCAUCGGUGCGGCGGCCAUCGUCUUUGGCCUCCCUCUCCUCCUCUACUGGUUCUACUUUACCUGCAACGACAUCUACGGCUGCCCUGCUCCUGUGCUUCUCCGCCUUCGAACCCUCUCCUUCUCGACGCUCAAGUCCCAGAUCCCGUGGCCGCACAAUGGCUGGCGCGGAUUCGUCACCUGGGAGGUCACGGCUUGGGUGCUGGCGUACUACCUCCUCAGCUUGCUUCUGUAUCGUCUGCUGCCGGCCCAGGAGGUCUACGGCACGAAGCUGCGAGAGUCUGAGAGGCCGCUCAAGUACAGAUUCAACGCUUUCUAUUCCACCCUGGCGCAGCUGGCUGCUUGCGCCGUCGGCACCCAUCUGCACGGCUCGAGCUUUGUGCUUUGGACUUUUAUCAACGAAAACUACUUGCAGAUCUUGACGGCCAACAUCCUUCUCGCCUACCUCCUCGCUCUCUUCGUUUACAUUCGCAGCUUUGAGGUAAAGGCGGGCAAUCGCGACAUGCGCGAGCUCGCCAGGGGCGGAUGCACGGGCAACCUCGUGUACGACUUCUUCAUCGGCCGCGAGCUGAACCCCCGCAUCACGCUCCCCUUCAUCGGCGAGGUCGACAUCAAGGCCUGGAUGGAGAUGCGACCCGGCCUGACGGGCUGGCUGCUCCUCGACCUCGCCUUUGUGGCGAAGCAGCACGCCCGCUACGGCCGUUUGUCCGACAGCAUCCUCGUCACCGCCCUCGCUCAGGGGUACUACGUGCUCGAGGGACAGUACGCCGAAGCGGGGCUCCUCGGCAUGAUGGACAUCACCACCGAUGGCCUGGGCUUCAUGCUGAGCUUCGGCGACAUCGUCUGGGUCCCCUUUCUCUACUCGACCCAGUGCCGCUACCUCUCGGUCCAUCCUGUGCAGCUCGGCCGGACCGGCCUCGUCGUCGUCGGCCUCGUCUUCGCCGCGGGCCUGUACAUCUUCCGGGCCGCCAACACGCAGAAGAAGGUGUUUCGAAGGAAUCCCCACGACGCCAGCGUCGCCAGUCUAUCGUCGAUGCCGACGAAGCGAGGCACGCGCCUGCUCACCGACGGCUGGUGGGGAGCCGCGCGGCACGUCAACUACUUUGGAGACUGGUUGCUGGCGGUGCCCUUUAGCUUACCGACAGGCAUUGCCGGCUACAUGAUUCUCCCGGCCGGCAGCGCUGCGGAUGCCGUCAAGAUGAUGGACGGCCGGGAGCUGGUUCCCGGUGUCGCGAGGGGCUGGGGCAUGCUCUACACCUACUUUUACGUCGUCUACUUUGCCUCGCUGCUGAUUCAUCGCGAAAGAAGAGAUCAUGCUGCGUGCGCGGACAAGUAUGGCGAGGACUGGGACAAGUAUACGAAGAUUGUGAAAUGGAGGAUCGUGCCCGGCCUCUACUGA
Molecule: messenger RNA, 1443 nt
Organism: Drechmeria coniospora
Lineage: Eukaryota; Fungi; Ascomycota; Sordariomycetes; Hypocreales; Ophiocordycipitaceae
Product: C-14 sterol reductase
Exons: 3
Coding region: 1-1443 (480 amino acids)
Biological process (GO): ergosterol biosynthetic process
Cellular component (GO): endoplasmic reticulum membrane
Molecular function (GO): Delta14-sterol reductase activity
Source: RefSeq, a predicted model, not a curated record